AAUCAUCCCCAGCAGGUGAGAGAGCGAGUGAGAAGGAGUAGAAGAGGGAGAAGAAGAGUGCAGCAUUCUCAGUGAUGAGGAGGUUUUUCAGGGCAAGCAGGGAUGAAGAAUACAGCCAGAUUCAGCACCUCACAGCGAUGUGUAACCGGCUGGCGCAUGAGAAAGCAGCAGUGGAGAGAGAGUAUGUGGCCUGCAUAGAGAGAGAGAGGGCUCUGCAGGUUGAGCUGGAGUCUCUGUCUGUGCAGCUCCGUCAGAAAGAACAUGCCUGCCAGGACCUGCGCCUCAGACACGACCAGCUGCUCGGCACGAUCAAACAGCAACGGGAGCUGGUCCAGUUUCUGGAGCAGCGAGUGGUCUCGGUAGCAGAGGAGAGCACGAGGGAGGCAGCUCUGUUGACUUUUCAGAUGGAGCAGGUUAGCUCCGACCUGCAGCAGCUCCAAAACUCAGAGGCUCAGCUGCAGGGUCUGGUGGACGAGCUGCACCAGGAGGCCCAGGACAGAGCCAAGAAAUCAGAAGGCCUUGAGAACGAGCUCCAUGAGGAGGCCCAACUCAGUGGAAAGGAAAUUGAAGAUCUGAAAAUGCAGCUGGACAGCAAGUCCCAUGAAGUGGAGGACCUGCAGGAGGCCAAUGAAGCUUUGCAGGAGGAGCUGAAUGAGCAGUGUAGCAUCCACCAGACGACGGUAGCGAAGCUGCAGCAGGAGAACACAGUGAGUGUGCAGAAACUCAGGGAGACGGCUGAGCAGUUCGAGUGGCUCUGUGAACAGCAGCGGAACUGGAUGUGCUGCGUUAAGAGGUUUAAGGACUGUUUGUGUGAUGAGAAGGAGGCCCUGGUUCUGCAGGUGAAACGUUUACAGGAAGAACUAGCAGAGCUCAAGAAGAACUCCAAUUCUGAGGCGAUCAAUGUAGAACACAGCACCUCCCAACACUGUGACAGGUGGGCUGUGGAUGCGAUGGUGGAUCUACAGGUGCAGGCAGAUAGAUGGAAAGUUAGGUACACAGAACUCUUCAGUAAACUCGCUCCACAUCCGGGGCAGUGGAGUGAAGAUGGAUAUUUAAAACCACCAUGAAGUCCAGACACAGAAGCUCUGCACCAUUUUCCAUUGCUUUCUUUUCUCUGGCUCAUGCUUUGUUCUGUGUUCUCUCCAGACUAGUAUAGCACUCAAAGCUGCCUCUGUAUACUGGAAAACUCCAAGCUACUGAUGCUAACCCCCAAACUACUGAUGACAAACUACUAUUGAUACCAAGCCCUAAAUUACUGAUAGUAAACCCUAAACUACUUAUAGUACACCAUAAUCAAUUGAUGGCAAUCUACCCAAACUACUGAUACCAAACCCUAAAUUACUGAUGCCAAACUGAUAUAAACCUUAAAUUACUGAACUCCAAACUAUUGACACCAAACCCCAAACUGCUCACACCAAACCCCAAACUACUGAUACUACUAUACUGAUACUGAUAUAACACUGAACUACUGUUGUCACACCCAAGCCUAAUGAUGCCAAACCCUAAACCACUAACAGAAAACUCCAAACUACUGACUCCAAACCCCAAAGUGCUGACACCAAGCCAUGAACUACUGAUGUCAAACCCUCACCUAUGGAUGCCAAAACCCCAAACUACUGACAACAGAAAACAAACGGACACCUAGCCCCAAACUACUUAUGCCAAAUCCUGAACUACUUAUGUCAAACCCUAAACUACUUACACCAAACCUUAAACCACUGAUACCAAAGCUCAAACUACUGACAGCAGAAAUCUAAUUGGCACCAAACCUCAACUACUGACACCAAACCCUAAACUGGAUGAUACCAUACUUUCAAACUACAGCUAUUUGAACCCAAACACCUUAUUUGAAACUCUAAACUACUGAUGCCAAACACCAAAAUACUGGACUACACCUAAACUCAUCUCAGUUGACUCAGAACUAUUGCUCUAACUUACAAGUUCCCCAGCAGAAGAAGCUACUCACACAGCAAGAUUAAAAACAUUGCUCACAAUGUCAGUUUUUACUUAAUAAAAGUGUUAAAAUUGACAAUAAAAAUAAAAUACACAUUUCUGCAACUUUCUUUUAUUUCAAUAAAAUCUUAAUAUAAGGUAAAAAACUCUACUGGCCAAGUAAAUUAUUUUGGCAUCCCUUAAUUCUUCUGAUUUUAUGACAGUUUUCACAAUUAAUGCACAAAUGAAUGCAGUUUCAGUGUGAUACAUUUAGCUUAUACUAUGGUUUAUUGUUUAUAUUGACAAACUGAAUACUGAAGAUUUUUAAACCAACCUUUUUUUUAAAUUAUAGAGUAACCCAGCUUUAUGUAUCCAAGACAUAUAGAGUGGAACCCUCAAGCCUAAUGACUUCUGUGCUUUACAAAUACACGAUUGUUAUAUUGUGUUUACCUUUAUUCAAUUGAAUCCUCAUCCUCUGCAAAUAUUGCAUGUUUUAAUUUCUUGGCAAGUCAAAUAACUACAGCCAAGCAGGUUUUACUAUUGGUUAGGCCUUCAGGAGUAGAACAGAAGGAAUAGUAUAUUAGAAUAAACAUCAGUGCUAUGAUUUGACUUACUGUGCAUGGGAUAACUUUCUUGAAAAAAUUGUCGCUCUAGGACCUUUGGAAGUACAGGAAACAUUACUGACCAUAAAUAGGAUUCAGAGUCUAACCGGAUUUCAGUCAGAUGUUUGAAACAAAAAACAAGGGUCACUUUAAAACUGCUACACACGAUAAACUACAUGCCAAAAUGACUGUUAAAAGCUUCAAAUAAAUGUUUUUAUUAGAUUCAAAUAUCUGUUUUCAAUCUAGAAUGGCCAAAUAAUGUUAAUGUGCAUCACUGUUAGCUUAACUUUACCAUACUACUAGAAUUGGUAUACUCGGAAUAUAAUCGGAAUACUUCUAGAAAUUAGCAUCAGCACUCGUCCUCAUUUCUGGGCUUUCUGGAGUUUUGACAU
Messenger RNA from Pygocentrus nattereri (red-bellied piranha), 2926 nucleotides. Its product is annotated as probable kinetochore protein NUF2. NCBI's taxonomy places the organism in Eukaryota, Metazoa, Chordata, Actinopteri, Characiformes, Serrasalmidae. Bases 75 to 1067 code for a protein of 330 amino acids. Gene Ontology annotation, molecular function: hyaluronic acid binding. The record is from RefSeq and is a predicted model, not a curated record. Gene Ontology annotation, cellular component: membrane. The transcript has 7 exons.